GGGUCGUUUCCAAAUUCCUGAAGGUUGUCCUGUAAUUCGUCCAUUCAAUUCUUGGACGAUUUCGAGAACUAGAUCUGGGCCGUAGAAAAUAACAAUUAAGUCAGAAUUUGUCAAUAUUUCAAUUAAAAAAAAUGAGAAUAGCUUUCAAUUCUUGCAUCCAUCCCAAGCUGUGUGAGACCAAAAACAGUUCCACCACAUCUGAAAGUAUGAGAAUACCUACAUUAUUACGCUACUGAAGAUCUUACUUAAUCUUCACCAACCAUCUCCCACAUAUAAAACAGAGCCGGCAAUUAACAGAAUCAUUGCUUCUCCACCCACCGAACUUUGCCAAUACCUCAGGGUUGAAGUGUUACUCUUUGUUAGUGAUACGUGAUAAAAAAAUUCAACAAAAAUGUCAAUUUUACCUCAUGUGGUCGCCGCAUUUAUUUGUGGAUUUACAGUGCAUCUGGUGUUUUGUCAAUUGGAUGGCUAUAUACCGGGACAGGACUACCCCAUCUACAGCCAAGUUCCCCAGGGAUUAUCCUUCAGGUGCGACCAACGACUGCCUGGAUAUUACAGCGACCCAGAAGCCCAAUGUCAGGUAUGGCACUGGUGUCUUCCCAACGGACAACAGUACAGCUUCCUUUGUCCCAAUGGUACAAUUUUUAAUCAAUUUGCGCGAGUAUGCGACUGGUGGUUCAACGUGGAUUGCGCUGGUACUCCCAGCCUUUACGGAAUUAACGAAGAUUUGUACAGAAUCCCACAGUACAACCAACAUCCACAAUAAAACCUCAACGAAAACAAUAACUUAUUGUAUAGUCAAUAAAUUAUCUCCUCGUCAUUGUUCUCAGUCAUUAUUAUCAUCAUCAUAUUUUUCGCAUUGAAUAGCUGUGUCAAGCAUCUUUUCAUUUAGUUGUAAAUAAGAUAAAAUUUUGUAUUUUUGUAACACAAUUUAAAUAAAACAAAUGGUUUUAAGCGAU
Molecule: messenger RNA, 959 nt
Organism: Tribolium madens (black flour beetle)
Lineage: Eukaryota; Metazoa; Arthropoda; Insecta; Coleoptera; Tenebrionidae
Gene: Cpap1-f
Product: U-scoloptoxin(01)-Cw1a-like
Exons: 3
Coding region: 392-766 (124 amino acids)
Cellular component (GO): extracellular region
Molecular function (GO): chitin binding
Source: RefSeq, a predicted model, not a curated record